AUGGAGAUAGAUGCUCCUGCUCCACGAGCAGCCCCUUUGGGUAGCCGACCCCAUCGAGUAUGUUCUUCAGAAGCUGAUGGGUCCAUUACAGUGUGCCCAAGUUGCAGCAAAGACUCUUAUGUGAAUCCACAUCUUGAGCUUCUCAUCAAUCCAGAAUGUUAUCAUAAACUGUGUACAUCUUGUAUUGACAGCCUCUUCACCCUCGGUCCAGCACCAUGUCCCCUCUGCGGCAAAAUCCUCCGCAAGAACAAGUUUCGGAAGCAGACGUUCGAAGACAUCACUGUUGAGCGGGAACUCGACAUUCGAAAACGAGUAGCAAAGAUUUACAACCGACGGCCUGAGGAAUUCGACUCGUUACGUGCCUACAACGAUUAUCUGGAGGAAUACGAGAUCGACGUCUUCAAUCUGGUGAAUGGGAUCGACAUACAGGAAACCGAGGCCAAGUUGGAGAAAUAUGCCGGGUCAAAUAGGAAGGAAAUUGCGGCGAAUGCGGCGAGGGCGGUUAGUGAGGCUCAGGCAUUGCAGCAACAAGAAGCUGCACGGAAGGUAGCGGCGAAGGAGGCGAGACAACAAGCGCUCCUGGACGAGGAAGAAGAAAGGCGGGAAAAGGCUGAGGAUGAGGCGGGAUUGUUGAAGGCAUUGGCAGCGGCUGGUAAUGAGAAGGAUUCAGCACGGAUUGUGAAAGCGCAUGAACAGCGUGUCGCGCAUCGUGCUCAACUCAGGGCACAGAGACGAAGAGAGCGUGAUGAGGCAUUGGCGGCACAGUUCACUGAUAUGCCUGCUUUCGGUGCUCCAAGACCCAAAAUCGAGGAAGAGGAUGAUACGCCGUUUGAUCCUCUUGGUGGUGAGGGGAUGUCGAGUGCGAUGUAUGUCGUGCAGAGCAAUUAUGAUGACAUCAAGUCUAUGGAGAUCGUGCGAAAUCCUGAGGCAGUUGCGAGUGGGUUUAAUGUCACGGAGGUGUUUCGGAAAGCGCUGUUCAGUGCUUUUGCUGGGUUGGGGUGUGAUGUUGGUGCUGAAACCGAGGCGAGGGAGGCCCUGGAUGGUGAUGUGAAGAUGCAAAAUGCGGUUGUGGCAUGA
Molecule: messenger RNA, 1077 nt
Organism: Saitoella complicata NRRL Y-17804
Lineage: Eukaryota; Fungi; Ascomycota; Saitoellomycetes; Saitoellales; Saitoellaceae
Product: CDK-activating kinase assembly factor
Exons: 2
Coding region: 1-1077 (358 amino acids)
Biological process (GO): positive regulation of cyclin-dependent protein serine/threonine kinase activity; nucleotide-excision repair; regulation of transcription by RNA polymerase II
Cellular component (GO): transcription factor TFIIH holo complex
Molecular function (GO): cyclin-dependent protein serine/threonine kinase activator activity
Source: RefSeq, a predicted model, not a curated record